AUGGGUCUCCUCCUGUUCCUGAUCGCAGUCGGAAUUCUGUCCUCUUCGACUCUCGGAGUCAUAGUUCAGCCGGAACAGAUUGCCAAAACGGUAUCUUUGAACGACACCUCAUUCCGUGAGUUCCCGUGAAUUCUUCCUUGCUCAUUCGGAUCUUUUCCCUUCAGUUGCCUACAAUUCUUCCGUUUCCAAAUGCCGCAUCGAUUGCGCCGACUCUGAAACCAUGCUCGACAAGGACUUCCGCACAUUCCAAAAAGUGUGGAUGUUCAAUAACACGGAAAUGUUCUCGGCCGACGACAAGACAUUCAUUGACAGUAACCGCAGUCUCGAGUGAUUCAGAAAACUGAACGCCUUCCAAAGCUACGUAGUUCGUUCAGGUUUCAAGUGCUGGAUUCCGAUGACUCCGGUGUUUAUCAGUGCUGCAUUCGUUCCACCGAUCUCGCCUACCAAUCCUUCAUCUGCUACAGCACUCUUCUGACCGUUCUGGAUGAAGUUCCAGCCGAAGAAAUGAACGUUACGACUACUGGUUGGCACGGAUUCCUACAAGUUCUCUAGGGUUCUGUUUUCAGAAGCGCCGCCGUCUCCUUCGUGGAACAUCGUUAUCGAGGACGGCGCGACUUUAAAUGCUCAGCCGGAGAACAACUAUUUUGUGAGAAUGUUUGAAGAUAACGUCACGGAUAUUCACUGCCUCGUCAACGAAGUCGAAAUCAAGAUCAAGACGGUAGGUGCUUCCUUCUGAAUCACUUCCAUCCCCUCCGAUUUCAGAGCAACUCGUUUCCUCCUCCACUCCACAACGACUUGCUUAUCGAAUCGUUCAACCUCACCGAUCACAGUGGUGUUUACGUUUGCAACGGAACGCUGAAAGUCGGCAACGAAUCAACGAUUGAGUCGGUCACAUUCACAGUAUCCCAGUCAUGGAACGACAACGAACACGCGGAUCUUCUGGACAGCAAGACCGUCGCCGAAGCCCUGAAAGGCAGCGCCGUCGCCUUCUUCGCACUCUUGUCCGUCGUUGCCUAUCUCUACCUUCAUCUCUCAGUUUUCACGUUCUGA
Caenorhabditis sp. 36 PRJEB53466 is the source of this 1050-nucleotide messenger RNA. The record is from the annotation of a GenBank genome assembly. Lineage: Eukaryota; Metazoa; Nematoda; Chromadorea; Rhabditida; Rhabditidae.